GGGGACACCUGCCUACAGGUGGCUCCAGCUCCAGCACAGCUCAGAUUGAAUCAGACGCCCGCUCAGGAUGGACACUACUCUCCUCAUCAUCCUCUCCUGCGCCCUUCUCAUCCACACAAGUGCAGGAGAAGACACUGGUCAGACGAACACAACACUUGCAACCACAACAACCGAAAACACCACAAGUCCUCAAAAUGCCACCACAGAGACCACCACUACAAGUCCUCACAAUACAACAGAGACCACCACAAGUCCUCACAAUGCCACAGAGACCACCACUACAAGUCCUCACAAUGCAACAGAGACCACCACAAGUCCUCACAAUGCCACAGAGACCACCACAAGUCCUCACAAUGCCACAGAGACCACCACAAGUUCAAACAACACCACAGAGACCACCACAAGUCCAAACAAUGCCACAGUGACCACCACAACAAGUCCUCACAAUGCCACAGAGACCACCACAACAAGUCCUCACAAUGCCACAGAGACCACCACUACAAGUCCUCACAAUGCCACAGAAACCACCACUACAAGUCCUCACAAUGCCACAGAGUCCACCACUACAAGUCCUCACAAUGCCACAGAGACCACCACUACAAGUCCUCACAAUGCCACAGAGACCACCACUACAAAUCCUCACAAUGCCACAGAGUCCACCACUACAAGUCCUCACAAUGCCACAGACACUACAGCAAGUCCUCACAAUGCCACAGAGACCACCACAACAAGUCCUCACAAUGCCACAGAGACCACCACUACAAGUCCUCACAAUGCCACAGAAACCACCACUACAAGUCCUCACAAUGCCACAGAGUCCACCACUACAAGUCCUCACAAUGCCACACAGACUACCACAAGUCCUCACAAUGCCACAGAGACCACCACAACAAGUCCUCACAAUGCCACAGAGACCACCACUACAAGUCCUCACAAUGCCACAGAGACCACCACUACAAGUCCUCACAAUGCCACAGAGACCACCACUACAAGUCCUCACAAUGCCACAGAGACCACCACAAGUCCUCACAAUGCAACAGAGGCCACCACUACAAGUCCUCACAAUGCCACAGAGUCCACCACUACAAGUCCUCACAAUGCCACAGAGACCACCACUACAAGUCCUCACAAUGCCACAGUGACUACUACAAGUCCUCACAAUAUCACACAGACCCCCACUAUAGGUCCUCACAAUGCCACAGAGACCACCACAAGUCCACAUAAUGCCACAGAGAUCACCGCAAGUUCUCAGAAUACCUCACACACCACCACAAGUCCUCACAAUACCUCAGAGACCACAAGUCCUCAGACUGAGACUUCCACAACGACAGUACAUUCCACAGUAUCUACUCCACUAGUGACUACAAAUAUUUAUAUAACAAUGCGCAUUACCAAUAAAGACUUCUCCGUCUCGCUGACCGACGCCACCUCCGAAUAUUUUAAGGAACUGCAAGCAAAUGUCAUACAGAUGUUCAAUGAAGUCUAUAAUUGCACCGACUGCCUUAAAAAUAAGGCGUAUGGCGGAGUGAUCAUCCUGUCCUUUAGCGCUGGAUCUGUCAUCGCGAACACAAGAGUUACAUUUACAGGAUCUCAAUCUGCAGAUGAUGUCAAAUCAAUUCUAGAUAAAGCGUUGACCGCAAGCGGAAGUAAAAUCGCUGGACUGGAAAUACGUGAAGUGCAAGCCAGUACUAGUCCGAUAUCAUCAAGCUCCUCUACAGCCGCAGUCCCAGGUUGGGGAAUUGCUCUACUGGUUCUGGUCGCAAUUAUCUUGCUGGUUGCUAUAAUAUUCCUGAUUAUCAUGUCUGUCCUGUUAUGUAGAAGAAGGUCUUCCGGGUACAUGGAUGUUUUUUCGACACGUGGUUCUUACAAUUCCAUGAAUGACUACACAACUUACCAAACACAUGGACGUUAUGUAGCCCCAAGUAACUUUGAGUCAUCAGGUAAUGGGACUAAGAACCAGUACUCCUAUUCUAACCAAGGCCUAGAGACCAAAGACUUGUGAAGUGCACCACAGAACUAGGAGAGUGGGUCACAUCUCCAGAAUGGGGACCUCCUGCUUGUGGACACAAUUUUUCGCAUAGAUGUACACUUCAAGGACACAUUGUAUCUCCACAUCAUAGGUAUUUCCACCUCAUUAUAUCUUCACAUUGCUGUAUCUCAAAAUCAUGGCAUCAUGAUGUCUUCUCAUCUUCGUAUCUCCACAUUAUGGCAUCUCCACAUCAUGGACUGUAUCUACAGAUGGCUUUACCCUCACAUCAUGGCAUCUCCACAUGGAGGUAUCUCUAUAUCAUGGACUCUCCACAUCAUUGUCUCUAAUAGCCUUUGAUCAUCUUCCUCCAUGUCUUCUUUUCAUGAUGUCUCUGGCACAAUGCAUCUUAUGUCAGGUCUAGCAGUGAGUUCAGCUCUUCUCUCCACUGUCUGCAGCUCAGCUGGGGAUAUCACUCCCACCCUCAUCAUAAGACACAGGAUUCGGGUCUGGAAGUAGUAGUGUCCAUGAUGGUCCAUCCCAACCCAACAAUCGUGAUAUGGUCUACAGGGAAAAUAAUGUGUGACAAAGGAAGUCUUCAUGCUCCAUACUGCACGUCUAUACAUAGGGGACUAUCCGUCAUAUGAGGACAAGUUCAUUAGGGACUCUGAAUUAACCUCUCACUGUCAGGCCUUCGUGAACAGUAGGAAUGUCCCUCCUGACACCCUCAUAGAUCUGCAGGAUCUCCCCAGCUGUGGAGCCUGUGCUUGCUUGGACUUGGCACUGAGCUUCUCCUCCUCCAUGCCAUGACCCUAGAGAGACUGGAGCAGCAAGUGGAGGAGAACCAACUUCUCAAUGUCCCCUUCUCACUUUUAAAUCCUCAGUGAUGGACUAUAACCCCCAUCUGCCCCGACUGGAGAACAAGGUGAGGCCUCCAUUUCGACACUCCUGCCUCCCUCAUUGUUUUGGGGUCUUUCCAUUUCCCCACAAACAAAGCGCUGCCCCUUCCUCCAUGACCAGUACCUACCUUAAAUAUAGUGUUGUGAAGUUCCUCUCCCUGGACUGUUAAGACCACCUCUGUGUCAUGUGACUGCUCUCAUAGGCCUAAUGAACCCUAAAUCUGCAGACACCCACUUAUAGAUAUGGAGGCGGGAAAGCAGAAGACCAAGGGGUGAGGGGCUAUGACCAGACACGGGGAGCCAUGCUGGAGGUUGUAGUCACCCUAAAUACAAGCCAUAUAUAAAGAGGGGUCCCCGGCACUGCUGUGGCUCCAUGUGAGUUAUGUGUAGAUAUCAGACAGUAGUGUCCCUUUAGGGCCCACUCCUCCAUUUUGGGUAUGGGGCAGGUUCUGGAUAAUCUCACCCUGUCAUAUGAAGGUUCGUGUCACUGUUCACACUCCACGCCGGGUCCAUUCUCCAUAUAUAGCCAGCUACUCCCCUCACCUGCCCAGCAGUCUACAUUAAAGUCUGCUCUGGCUGUGGACACCAGGGUCCACUCCAGCUGUAUAUGUAAAUGUAUAUUGUGAUAAAUAAAGGUUUUUCUGCCUCCAUA
Bufo bufo (common toad) is the source of this 3517-nucleotide messenger RNA. RefSeq names its product mucin-1-like. The transcript has 9 exons. Bases 68 to 2002 code for a protein of 644 amino acids. The record is from RefSeq and is a predicted model, not a curated record. Lineage: Eukaryota; Metazoa; Chordata; Amphibia; Anura; Bufonidae. Gene Ontology annotation, cellular component: apical plasma membrane.